Molecule: messenger RNA, 1197 nt
Organism: Penicillium brevicompactum
Lineage: Eukaryota; Fungi; Ascomycota; Eurotiomycetes; Eurotiales; Aspergillaceae
Product: epoxide hydrolase family protein
Exons: 8
Coding region: 1-1197 (398 amino acids)
Biological process (GO): epoxide metabolic process
Molecular function (GO): epoxide hydrolase activity
Source: RefSeq, a predicted model, not a curated record
AUGUCGUUGCCUUUUGGUACGCCCCCUUCAGGGGUCUCCCUCACGCCUUUCAAGGUCUCCAUCCCAAAGGCUAAGAUCUCCGAGCUUCGAACCCUCCUCGAGCUUGCCAGAUUCGCUCCGCACACCUACGAGAAUUCCCAAACAGAUCGGCGCUAUGGAGUCGGUACUGAUUGGCUGGUAACUAUGCGGGAUCUAUGGCUGCGAUCUUAUAAAUGGAAUGCCUCGGAGGAUAGAAUCAACAGCUUCCCUCAGUUUGAGGCCGAAGUCGAAGGGAUCACGAUUCAUUUUGUGAGCCUCUUCUCGCAGAAGAAAGAUGCAGUCCCCCUGCUUUUGUUGCAUGGCUGGCCUGGGAGCUUUUUGGAAUUUUUGCCAAUACUGCAAAAGUUCCGAGAGGAGUAUACCCCGGAGACUUUGCCUUAUCACUUGAUUGUGCCAUCUCUGCCGGGUUACGCUUUUUCGUCUGGGCCUCCAUUGGACAGGGACUUUGGGACUGGCGAUAUCGCUCGUGUUCUUGAUCAAUUGAUGAAGGAUCUUGGAUUCGGGGAUGGAUAUGUUGCCCAGGGAGGCGACAUUGGAAGCCGGAUAGCCAGGCACUUGGCUGUGGAUCACGAAAGCUGCAAAGCGGCACAUCUCAACGUGGUUUUCAUGAGAAAGCCAGAAGGCGUGACAGACGAACACCUAAAUGCCUUCGAGAUCCAAGGCAUUGAACGGAUGCAGAAUUUCAUGGCGACGGGAUCUGGAUACGCGAUUGAACAUGGCACACGGCCUAGUACCAUCGGUCACGUUGUGUCAUCCAGCCCGAUUGCACUCCUAGCUUGGGUUGGUGAGAAAUUCUGUGAAUGGGUUGAUGACCCCCUGUCUCCGGAUGAUAUCUUAGAAUCUAUCACUCUCUACUGGCUCACAGAUACAUUCCCUCGGGCCAUCUAUACAUAUCGACAGGUGAACUACCCACCACCGCCAAUACCGGCUGCCAAUGACCCUCGCUGGUAUAUCAAAAAGCCAUUGGGAUUUUCUUCUUUCCCCAUGGAACUUGCUAGACUGCCGCGCUCCUGGGUUGAGACGACCGGCAAUCUCGUAUUCUGGCAGCAGCACCAGAAGGGCGGUCAUUUUGCUGCUUUGGAGCGACCUGACGAGUUAAAGUCAGAUCUUGUUAGAUUUGUGGACCAGAUUUGGCCUGAUGUCAAAUCUACCUCUUAA